Molecule: messenger RNA, 1854 nt
Organism: Solea solea (common sole)
Lineage: Eukaryota; Metazoa; Chordata; Actinopteri; Pleuronectiformes; Soleidae
Gene: gata1a
Product: GATA binding protein 1a
Exons: 7
Coding region: 228-1502 (424 amino acids)
Biological process (GO): positive regulation of transcription by RNA polymerase II; negative regulation of transcription by RNA polymerase II; cell fate commitment
Cellular component (GO): nucleus
Molecular function (GO): zinc ion binding; DNA-binding transcription factor activity, RNA polymerase II-specific; RNA polymerase II cis-regulatory region sequence-specific DNA binding
Source: RefSeq, a predicted model, not a curated record
CCAUGAACAUCUCUUAGCCCCGCACUUGCAGGAGGUUGGAGAAGUUGUUCUUGGAGACAUCGGCUCAUCACCUGUGCUGUGUUACUUUAUCUCUGAGUCCUGCUGCACUCGUCAUCUGCUCACCUGUGACACUCACUCAGAUGAGCACUGAGAGAUCAUUUGACUGAUUAUACAGCAGAUCCAGUGGUGGUCUAGACUUUUGCAGAUCUAAGUGUUUCCCUGUCAGCAUGGAGGAUUCGUCAGACCAGACUCACUGGGUGUCUCCAGCACUGCUCAGCUCAGAUGCUCUGGCUGGUUUCUCCUCUGAGCCCGGGCUGCUGCCUUCUGUGGAGGAGGGUGAGGUCUUCUUCUCCAGUCAGGACACAGACUACACUGGCCUCCCCUCUUUCUUCUCCAACCCAAGCCAGAGUCGAGCAUCGUCAACCUACAGACACAGCUCGGUUCGACCGGUGUUCACGUCGCCGAGCCUCCUCAGUAACCUCCAGCUGCUGGACAGUCCUGUCAGCCAUUCCCUGAGCUCACCCUACGCCUCAGCCUCAACAUGGAGCAGCAGUCCUCUCACCAAGACCCCAUUGCACUCACACAUCCCGGCUUCCCUCUACACUCCCAUCUCGUCGUCCUUCACCACCUCCAGAGAUGGAUCCUCUUCUCCCGGCAGAGAGAACAGAGAAAGCCCCGUGCUCCAAGACGCCCUCAAGGUGGAACGUCUGAGCCCUCUGGGGGGGUCGAGCAUGAGCAACAGCUUUCUGAAUCUGACUCCAGCUGCUGGGAGUAUGUACACGCCAUCAUCCCACUCCCACACGCACAUGUUGGGUCCCUACAGCUCGUACGUGACAGGUCCACAGGAGUACAGCUCCGCUGCUCUGUACUCCAGCCCCGGGACCUGGAUCAACCCUGCAUUCUCUCCCAAACUCCGCAACAAGAUGAGGAUAUCCACUCCAGAGGCCAGAGAGUGUGUGAACUGCGGAGCCACAGCUACCCCUCUGUGGCGUCGUGAUGGUACAGGCCAUUACCUGUGCAAUGCCUGUGGAUUGUACCAUAAAAUGAACGGCCAAAAUAGACCUCUAAUCCAGCCCAAGAAAAGACUGAUUGUUAGCAAGAGAGCAGGUACGAUGUGUGCCAACUGUAACACGAGCACGACAACUCUCUGGAGACGCAACACCAACGGAGAGCCUGUGUGUAACGCCUGUGGACUUUACUUUAAACUGCACAACGUCAAUCGACCCCUCACCAUGAAGAAGGACGGCAUUCAAACGCGCAACAGGAAAGUCUCUAACAAGAACAAGAAGAGCAAGAAGGUGGCCAUGUUAGAGCAGUACUCUGAGGUGGCUCAGCCAUCUUCUCUAGAUGACAACGGUGGGCCCUUCUCCUUCGGCCCCGGGACUCUCCUGACUUACAGCCACUCACCACACCUCCACCCUGCUCCCUCCCCUCUGCAAAUGCCUGCCUCCUUACCCUACACACAUCAUCUCAACCCCGGCAUGGUGCCCACACUCGUGUGAGACGCUCGGGGACAGUCCACUUGUUCUGUGUGGAUUUGUAUAUAGAGUAUGUUUCCAGGCGUGAUGAAUGGAGUUUUCUGUGUUUUCCCACUGUAUUUUAUUGUAUGGUUGUUUAUUAUUGUGAUCAGUUUGAAGUCAGAUGUCUGUGUGUGCUGCACAUGUGAACACAGGUCUUUCAGCUGUAAAUACAAUCCUGCUGCAGCCGUAUGUGUGUCUCCAUUAUACAUAAUGUGAAAUCAUAUCUUAGUUUUGGGAUUCGUGGGUCUGUUUCACGUAUUUGCAUAACUGAUAUUAAACUAUGUAGAGAAAAUACAUAAAUAAAUAAAUAAAUAAAUGUGGGUGAGUCAUUGUG